Molecule: messenger RNA, 7833 nt
Organism: Cygnus olor (mute swan)
Lineage: Eukaryota; Metazoa; Chordata; Aves; Anseriformes; Anatidae
Gene: AGTPBP1
Product: ATP/GTP binding carboxypeptidase 1
Exons: 30
Coding region: 978-4658 (1226 amino acids)
Biological process (GO): C-terminal protein deglutamylation; protein side chain deglutamylation; proteolysis
Molecular function (GO): zinc ion binding; metallocarboxypeptidase activity
Source: RefSeq, a predicted model, not a curated record
GCAGGCUGAACUCUAAGAACUAUGACCUGGCUUUUGUGAAGUGACUGUGGCGAUCUCAUUCUAGUUCUCAGUAGACCAGUGGAUGCGUCAUAACUGGCUGUAAGCACUUCUCAUGGCAAAAAUACCAGGAGUCAAAGAUGAGCAGGAACUUGUAUUAAAGCAUUAUGAAUUUUUUAACAUUACUUAUGAGGAGAUAGGAGCAGACUUGUUGUAUACUGUUCAGCUUAAGGAAAAAAAAAUCCUGCAAAAGAAAUUUUGAUCUGCAGAGAGAGAGAGGGAAAGAGAAAAAGCACCUGCAGUGUUAUAAAUCCAUCAUGGCAAGAGAGGUCACCUGCUGCAAGUUGGUUUCAGUUGGCCUUCCCCCAUGAAAAAUAAUUGGUGCAGGGAGAGAAGGAAAAUGGAGAUGUGUUGAAGUAUGUAAAUAUUUUCAUAAAUAGAAAGAAGGUGACCUUCAGCUGGGCCAAAGUUUAUUUUAAUUCUUGCCAUUCUUUAACCUGCCUGUAUGUGGAGGAAUUUACCACAGGGUAUUCCAGAUUAAUGGUCUGUUUAAAAACAAAAUGAAACACAACAACGAAAUCAACUGAAAAACUGCCCCCAGUUCACAGCUUCAUAGUACUUUGCUGACAGUUUUGUACUAAUGUAAGUUGUUAAUCUCUGGUGCACUGAUGUAACUAAAAAUACUUAGAUAUUUUUCAGGAUCAACCUUACAUGGCAGGAUAUGUAGACAUAGCAACAUAUUGCCCUCAGUGUACACAUUAAUUGAGGAAUGUAUUUGAAAACAAAAUAGGGGAAGUUCUUGCAAUCUCAUCUGUCCAACGUGACUGCUGUUACGGAACAAGUGAGACUGUUCCUGCCCAGUGCCAAUAUGCUGGUAAAUUCCUGCAUUCUGAUUCCCUGCAUUCCUCUUACGCAAGCUACACGACUGAAGAACCUGUAAGGUUAUCAGAGAUGGUGAUUUGAAGAAUCAGGUUUCCGAUAUGAACAAAGUAAAAUUAUCAUCUGAAAAAAGUGUUUCUACCAAUUCUCGGACUAUGUCUCUGCUGUCACAGCUGGAGAAGAUCAAUUUGGACUCUGUAUUAGGAGAAGCAGAUAAUGCCAGAUAUGUUACCUCAAAGAUCCUUCAUCUGGUUCAGAGUCAGGAAAAAACCAGGAAGGAGAUGACAUCUAAGGGUUCCACUGGAAUAGAAGUUAUCCUGUCAACCCUAGAGAAUACAAGAGAUCCUCAAACUAUUCUAAAUAUACUAAAUAUUCUCAUUGAACUAGUCUCAAUUGGUGGUGGUCGGAGAGCAAGUGUCUUGGUCACUAAAGGAGGGACACAGAUCUUGUUGCAGCUGCUUUUGAAUGCCAACAGAGAGUCUCCUCCAAAUGAAGAAUUAAUGGUGCUUCUUCAUACGCUUCUUGCAAAAAUUGGCCCAAAAGACAAAAAGAUUGGCAUGAAGGCAAGAAUUAAUGGUGCCCUGAACAUAUCAUUGAAUUUAGUGAAGCAGAAUUUGCAGAACCACAGGCUAAUUUUACCAUGCCUUCAAGUAUUACGAGUUUAUUCAACCAACUCUGUAAAUGCAGUGUCCUUGGGAAAGAAUGGAGUAGUAGAACUGAUGUUUAAGAUCAUUGGCCCUUUUAGUAAAAAGAACACUAGCCUUAUGAAGGUUGCUUUAGACACACUUGCUGCAUUGCUAAAAUCAAAAACAAAUGCCAGGAGAGCAGUAGACAGAGGAUAUGUGCAUGUGCUUUUAACAAUUUAUGUUGAUUGGCAUCGUCAUGAUAGUCGACACAGAUAUAUGCUGAUACGUAAAGGAGUUUUACAAUGUAUUAAAAGUGUUACGAACAUCAAAUUGGGAAGAAAAGCAUUCAUUGAUGCGAAUGGGAUGAAAAUUCUUUACAACACUUCACAAGAGUGCCUUGCAGUAAGAACUCUUGAUCCCCUUGUCAACACAUCCAGCCUAAUAAUGAGAAAAUGUUUUCCGAAGAAUCGUCUUCCUUUACCAACUAUUAAAAGUGCUUUUCAUUUCCAACUCCCAGUUAUUCCUGCCAGUGGUCCUGUGGCUCAACUGUACAAUUUGCCUCCUGAUGUGGAUGAUGUAGUAGAUGAAAGUGAUGACAAUGAUGAUGCUGAAACAGAAUCAGAAAUUGAAACUGAAAUUGAGGAUGACAAGGACCAACAUUUUAAGAAUGAUGAUAUUGAGACUGAUAUUAAUAAACUGAAGCCUAGACAGGAAUUGGGACGACCCUUAGAAGAAUUGAAAAUGUAUGAGAAAUUUUUCCCAGAACUUUCAGAAAACUUUCAGGAAUGUGACUUAGUCUCUAAGGAACCAAAGCCUUUUGUACCUGAUGCAAAUCUGGGUGGACCUAUUGUUGUUCCUACAGCAGGAGAGGAGGUCUCCGCUGAAGCAAACCUCUCAGUAAAAGGAAUUUCUUUGAAGGAGAGCAAUCCUUUAUUGACUGAGGAAUGCAAUAGGAGGCCAGCCUUUCUGGAACUACCAAAGAAAGAUAGUAUCAAAGUCAGUAGUUUACUUCAGCAAAAUGAUCAAAGGAAGCUGCUUCCAUCAUGCCAGUGUCUAAGCCAAGAAAUUGUCAAAGGCUUGGACAGAAUCAGUUUGCAGAACAGUACAAAAAGUGAUCAGUAUUAUGCAGGGUGUGUAAUAAAAAAGGAAAACAAAGCUAGCCUUACCCCACUUGCAUGUAGUAAAACUUGUGAACAUGUUUCACCCUGUGGAGGUAGUCUUUUUGAAGGAUCAUCUGUCCACCUGGGAAAACUCUGUUGCACUGGAGUGGAUUCGGAGGAGGAGGAUUCCAGAUCUAGUUCAUCAGGGGAACAAGUGGUGCUUGAAGUUUCUGAUGUAUCGCCAGUUCACGACUGUGAUCUCUAUAUUGAAAUGGUGAAAAACACAAAAUCUAUUCCUGAAUAUUCAGAAGUGGCCUAUCCAGAUUAUUUUGGCCAUAUUCCACCCCCAUUUAAAGAGCCUAUUCUGGAAAGACCUUAUGGAGUGCAGAGGACAAAAAUCUCUCAAGAUAUUGAAAGACUGAUUCAUCAAAAUGACAUUAUAGACAGAAUUGUAUAUGACCUUGAUAAUUCCAGUUGGUCAGUGCCAGAGGAAGCAGAUGUUUUGAAGUUUAAUUCCAAGUUUGAAUCUGGAAACCUGCGCAAAGUUAUUCAAAUCAGAAAAAAUGAGUAUGAUCUAAUUCUGAACUCAGAUAUAAAUAGCAAUCAUUAUCAUCAAUGGUUUUACUUUGAAGUCAGUGGGAUGAAAACAGGCAUUGGUUACCGGUUUAACAUCAUCAACUGUGAAAAGUCAAACAGUCAGUUUAACUACGGCAUGCAGCCCCUUAUGUAUUCUGUUCAGGAAGCAUUAAAUUCUCGACCAUCUUGGACUCGUGUUGGGACAGAUAUUUGUUACUAUAAGAAUCAUUUUUCAAGAAGUUCAAUUGCUGCUGGGGGUCAGAAAGGAAAAUCUUAUUACACAAUUACGUUCACAGUGACUUUUCAACAUAAAGAUGAUGUCUGCUACUUUGCUUACCAUUAUCCGUAUACAUACUCAACUUUAAAGAUGCAUCUUCAGAAGUUGGAAUCUAUGCACAACCCUCAACAGAUAUAUUUUCGACAAGAUGUUCUCUGUGAGACCCUGGCUGGCAACAGUUGUCCCUUAGUCACUAUUACAGCCAUGCCAGAGUCAAAUUACUAUGAACAUAUCUGUCAGUUUAGGAAUCGUCCUUAUAUUUUCCUAUCUGCUCGUGUACAUCCUGGAGAGACUAAUGCAAGCUGGGUUAUGAAGGGAACACUGGAAUAUCUUAUGAGCAAUAACCCAAAUGCCCAAAGUUUACGAGAAUCUUAUAUUUUCAAAAUUAUUCCCAUGCUCAAUCCGGAUGGUGUCAUCAAUGGAAACCACCGUUGCUCUUUAAGUGGAGAAGACUUAAACAGACAGUGGCAAAAUCCAAAUCCAGAUCUGCAUCCAACCAUUUACCAUGCUAAAGGCUUACUGCAAUAUCUGGCUGCUAUUAAACAUUUACCUCUGGUUUACUGUGAUUAUCAUGGCCACUCACGUAAAAAGAAUGUAUUUAUGUAUGGCUGCAGCAUCAAAGAGACAAUGUGGCACACAAAUGUUAAUGCUGCCUCUUGUGACCUAAUGGAAGACCCUGGUUACAGGGCACUCCCCAAGAUCCUGAGUCAAACUGCACCAGCGUUCUGUAUGGGCAGCUGCAGCUUUGUAGUGGAAAAGUCCAAGGAGUCAACAGCACGAGUUGUUGUCUGGAGAGAGAUUGGAGUACAGAGGAGCUACACAAUGGAAAGCACAUUAUGUGGAUGUGACCAGGGCAAAUAUAAGGGAUUGCAGAUAGGGACAAGAGAACUGGAGGAGAUGGGAGCCAAGUUCUGUGUUGGCUUACUGCGUUUAAAAAGAAUGGCCUCACCUUUGGAAUACAAUGUACCUUCUAGUCUUCUGGAUAUUGAAAAUGAGUUGAUUGAUUCGAGCUGUAAAGUGACAAGCCCUACUACGUAUGUUUUGGAUGAAGAUGAGCCUCGCUUCCUUGAAGAAGUUGACUACAGUGCAGAGAGUAAUGAUGAUCAAGACACUGAAUUAGCUGAGAAUGCGGGGGAUUAUGAGGCCACAAAUCAAGAAGAUGGACUCUCAGACUCAGACUCAACAAGGAUACUCCUUUCCUGAACCGUCUUUGCAGCCAGUAAUAAGAAUCAUCCUGGUUUUUAUAGUCAUACACUUCCUCACUCUCGUCUACUAAGGGGAUAAGCUUUAGGAACCACAGAUAACUGGUUCCUUUUCAAGCUCAAGGACAAUAAAUAUUUUUGAUUUCUCAUAAAUUAGCAUUUGCUUUAUUUAAAAAAAUGUGUUUUCUCUUAGCACGAACUAGAUAAAUUUAUUUACUGUUUAGUUCAUUUUCUACUAAAUAGUAUUGCAUGGUGUUUUGUGUCCUUAAAGCCUAUCAUCAAAAAAUGGAUUAUAAUUUGUGGUGUGUCAGAGUACAGAAACUAAUUCUGUGUGGUACAAUUCUUUGAGUUGCUUUCUGAAAAAUAACUUAUGUACAGAUUUUUUUAAAUUAUGUGUGUGUGUAUAUGCGUGUGUGUAUACUGAGGUGAAGAGGUUAUUUUUCAACAUUAUGUUAAGGAUUUGAUUGUGUUUGCAAUAAUGUAGUGCCUGCUCUGAAACCAUUCAAUAAUUACUAAAUUAAAAAUUAAAGAGUGAUGUAUGAAUUGUUGCACUGUUUCUUGCUUCUGAGGAUUAUAUGGUUUUACCACAGUACUAGCUGAAAAUAUAAUGUCUGUUCACAGUUUAGGAGUUUUGCACUGCAACCAAUGCAGCCUGUGUUUACAAGAACUAUAUGCUUGUUAGAAGUCUCUCCCAUAAAAUAACUAUGGUUUAAUAUGAAAAGGUUCCUUCUCAAGUGUACAUGACUACAAGAAAUGGUUAAACAUGUACAUUGUAUAUAUAUUUUAGUUACCCAGUUGCUCAGUUUUUCUUGUUCAAUAUGCACAUAGUUUAAGAGUUCACUUUACUGGGGGCACAUUAACUGCAUAUUUCCAGUUUAAAUGCUUAACGAAGGAAGGUCCAAUUUUGUUGAAACAUCUUUUGGCUGGUUUGAACCCAGUGUUAACCCUGCUUUGAGAAGAAGAUUGGACUAAGUAACCUCCUGAGGUCCUUUCUAGACCAAAUAAUUAUGCUGUGAUGCUGUAUUCUUCACUUUUCAAGCUGUCAGGCAUGGGAUUUAAUCUUCUUUGUCUUCUGUCAUCUGCCAGUUUCUAUUGACUCUUGUCUCUGCUUAGUAUGAGAUUGAAUGCACAAAUGAAGUUGCACUCUGUUGUUUACAAGAACCGACAUGUUUUGCAGUGAAAAAUGCUUUUCCAAAAUGAUUUUUACUUGAUGUGACCCCAUUGUGGCAUUCAUUUUCGGCUGCAUGUGCAAGGCAUUAAGAGCAUGAAUAAUAACACUCCUAAGUUACAGAAGGCUUUUAACUGAUGAGAACUUUGUGUACAAUUACUGUUGCAAAUAAAACUGUAUUUUAGAGGGGAAGGGUGCUGUUGGUAGAAGGAUUAAAAAAAUCAGGGAAUUAACUGUAUGAAGUGAUUCACACUGGGAGAUAGUUCUUUCACCAGAGUCUGCUGUUUCAGUGCAGCAUUGGUUGGUGAUGUCUGUCCAUAUUCUGAUGUUCAAGUCCUGGUUCUGAAACUGGGGAAGGGGUUUUGACACUCCAGUGAUAUGCUACUGUACUUCUUGUUUAAAGACUUAUAUUUAUGUUAAUAGUCAUGCACUGUUGAAAUGUAAGGCUAUAAUGGAAAUGCAUUUUUGUCCCUCUAUAAAUUUAUCUCUGUCUUGUGAAAAUGUUCGUUCCUUGUGUUCUUUGACUACAUACUGUAAAUAAGAAAGUCCCUGUUGGAGAGGAGUCCCCUGCACUGAAGCUGCUUGGGAAUUGAGAAUCUGCCAAGAAGAAGGAUUAACCUUGCCAGAAAAUUUGAAAUAUCCUUAAGUCAGGCCAGUCAGAGCAGUGCAGAAUGCCUGUAUUACUGUGCCACUUGUGUACUAGCUCUCUGCAUAAAUUUUCAUCCUUAAGGAUUCAUACUUCAGUAACUUCCAUAAAUAAUUUUGACUUAAAUUUUGGAAGGAGCAGGAUGCCGAGUGCUAGUUAACCCUAUUGUGCAUUUUGUGAGACUAGAAACUUACUACGCCCAGUUAGAAAUAAUUCUGAUUUAGUAGUACAAAAUUGUCUUUUCAUCCAAAGUGAAUAUGCACGUAUGUUCUCAGAUUUAUACAUCAGAUUAUAAUGCACUUAAACACUAGAUUAGAUUUAUGUAUUUGAUUAGAUGUCAAACUGGCAGUUGUGGGUCUGAACUUCAGUGCAGUUUCAAAACAAGAGUGAAACUGUCAUGACCUAGCAUGUUGUGGAAAACACAAAGGCCAUCCCCCUUGCAUGCUUUACUACACCUCCUGUGGGUACAGCGUUCUGAGAGGCAGAAUCUCCAUUCGUGCCCAUGGGAACACGAGCUCACGGGAGGAAAUACUGCAGCUGUAGCUGCUUCACGCUAUUUAUCCCACUGCUAACAACAGUGUUGGCAGACAAACUCCAGUGUCCCCUUUCAUCUGCUUUGGUGAGAAGUUUGGUGUUUUAACUGAAACUGGAAUAGCUGAGGCUUGAGCACAUGCUCCUCUCCGUUCCUAUGGUGUUCACCCCCAUUAAACGGGCAGAAUGGGGAUGAACAAAGACUGGCAGCUUCUUGAUCUGCCACAAAUCAGUCUAGCACGGCCUGACCCAGACAAUUGACUGUCUUCCUUUUAUGCAUUGGCAUUCCAGUGUAUUUCUGGUUUUAAAUGAAACCCUUUUAUUAUAAUCAUGACUGAUUCUGUAUAGGAAAAGGAGCUAUUAUUAUAUCUUUUUUUUCCCGUAAAAAUAACAAAUAAGGUUAGAAACAAUAAUUACAUUUCUGUUACUCACAGUUACUGUCUGGCUUCUAAAUAAUUGCUGGAUGAUGAAUUCCUUUAUUCCUUUUCCAGGUAUCACUCAGAUAGCAGCUAAAAUUUGGUAUUGUGUUUUCACUAGUGACAUAUCUUGGUGUAACAUAACUUACAGCUAAGAAUGCAGUUUGUGCCAAAAUCUUCUUGGGUUCUUUUUGGAAGUGGAUUGCUUUAUCAGCCUGACUUAUCAAGGAGAACUGAUUUUUAUCUCAAACAAGACUGUAGUAGCAGUAAACACAGUUCACAAUGCAAAAAUUCCACAUUUCAGAGAGAGUUGCCAUUGUAAUGCUGUGAUAAAUACACUUGUUGCAGUGUUAUUAUGCAUGCCCUAUGUAACAAUAGUUAUUAGUAAAAAUAUAUAAUAAAAAAUAAAUUACGA